Molecule: messenger RNA, 1118 nt
Organism: Cynoglossus semilaevis (tongue sole)
Lineage: Eukaryota; Metazoa; Chordata; Actinopteri; Pleuronectiformes; Cynoglossidae
Gene: bud31
Product: BUD31 homolog
Exons: 4
Coding region: 154-588 (144 amino acids)
Biological process (GO): mRNA splicing, via spliceosome
Cellular component (GO): nucleus; spliceosomal complex
Source: RefSeq, a predicted model, not a curated record
UUUAAACGACGUUUCGCUGUGUGACGCCGUACGCGCGCCUAUAGUGUAUAAUGGACACGCUCCCCAGUGACGUAAUACUAUAGCGACAAAGACUUGAUUCGCGCAGUCGAAACAAAACAGGGCCUUUUACUCUUUAUAAAGAAUUUUGUCGAGAUGCCUAAAGUUAAAAGAAGUCGGAAGCCUCCUCCUGAUGGCUGGGAGCUCAUUGAACCCACGUUGGAUGAAUUGGAUCAGAAAAUGAGAGAAGCUGAAACAGAGCCACACGAAGGAAAGCGUAAAGUGGAGUCUCUUUGGCCUAUAUUCAGACUGCACCAUCAGCGGAGUCGAUACAUCUUUGACCUCUUCUACAAAAGAAAAGCCAUUAGUAGAGAGCUGUAUGAGUACUGUAUAAAGGAAGGCUAUGCAGACAAGAACCUGAUCGCCAAGUGGAAGAAACAGGGAUACGAGAACUUGUGCUGCUUGCGCUGUAUCCAAACAAGAGAUACCAACUUUGGAACCAACUGCAUUUGCAGAGUCCCCAAAAGCAAACUGGAAGUUGGACGGAUCAUUGAAUGCACCCACUGUGGAUGCAGGGGCUGUUCAGGCUGAGUUCAGUUUUGGACAUCUGUCUAUUUUGUGUUCGACAUCUGGUCUCAUCCUGCCUCUUGUAAGCCUGGAGCUGCAUUUUUACUUUGCCCACAUUAAAAUAAUUACUCACAUCCUCAGAACCAUCAUCAGUUUUACUGUGUAUGGGUUAGAAUUCAGUGCUUGUUUGCUCCUUUUGUGGAGCACUGUAGAAUGAAAUUACAGGGUCCAUUUUGUCCAAGAAUGUUUUCGUUCAAGUUUUUUUCCCAUACCUUUCAACACUGUUCUUACAACCCACAACAUUAAACUCUGUGGAUCAUUCCAACAAGUCAUACCCACUGUCAUUGCAAAUAACUUUUCAUUUAAUUUUAAGAAGGUUGUAAGGCAAACACUUUGUCUUAAUGUCAUUGUUUUAAACAUUUUUCUUCAUUGUUAUUAUAGGCUAAUUUUAAAUAAGACAAUUUUGAUUUAUCUUGUUUCAUGUUUUUGCAAAACUACAUAAUUUGUUCAGAUUUAAAGUCAAACAGUUUUCUAAUAAAGUGUAUAAAACACCA